CUGUGAAGAGGUGUGGAAAAAAGGCAUUGGAGAUGUAUCGUGUCUUUGCAAGUUGUGCUCUAGCAGCCCUACUGCUGGCUGAAGUUUGGGCGGAUCCCAAUCAUGGCUCUGAACAAAGCCACGAGGGUGAAAUUGCCUGGCGCGUUCUCUCUCCUCAUAAUGCUGAGUUUGCCAUUGCCCUUGGACACCAUCUGAAAUCCAAGGCUGCUGGGGAGAACAUGUUCUAUUCACCGCUGGGCAUCUCCACCGCUCUGUCCAUGCUGUCUGCAGGGGCCCGUGGUGAUGCACACACCCAGCUGUUUUCAAGCUUGGGCUACAGCACCCUGGACCAGAUGCAAGUCAAUGAAGCUUACAAGUAUGCUCUCCUCAUGUUCAACAGCCAGGAGAACGUGCAGUUGGAAGUUGGUAACUCUGUUGUCGUACGCACUGGCUUCAAUCCUCUACCGGCUUUUCUGAAUGAUAUUAGACGGUACUUCAUGGGUGAGGUCUUCAAUGUUGACUUUAAAAAUCCUGCUGAAGCAAAAGCACAGAUUAACCAACACAUUGCCACUAAAACCCAUGAUAAGAUCAAGGAUCUGGUCAAGGACUUGGACCCUCAGAUGUCUAUGAUGCUGAUCAACUGGGUCUACUUUAGAGGACAGUGGCUGAACCCUUUUAACAAGAACUUGACGACAAAGGGCGACUUCUACGUGGACAAAAACACCAAAGUUGAGGUUGACAUGAUGUGGGCAACUCGACGCUUUGAUUACUACCAUGAUUAUGACAACCACACAACUGUCCUCCAGCUGCCCUACAGAGGCAACACAUCUAUGAUGAUUGUCCUGCCUGAUGAGGGAAUGAUUGAUAUUGUGGAAAGCAUGAUCAACAAGGACUCCAUCAUGGAAUGGCAGAACUCUCUUUUUAAAAGAAACAUAAACCUUUCCAUGCCAAAAUUUUCCAUCUCUGCUGAAGCCUCUCUAGAAGGUAUUCUAAAGCAAAUGGGAAUAACUAAUGCUUUUGAAGACACGGCAGACUUCUCUGGCAUAUCUGAAGAGGUCAAGCUUAAAGUGUCAAAGGUCUCCCACAAGGCUGUGCUGAGUGUGGAUGAAACUGGCACAGAGGCAGCAGCUGUCACCACCCUUGAAAUCAUGCCCUUGAGUUUGCCCCAAACCAUAAAAGUCAACAGACCCUUCUUUGUCUUCAUCAUGGAGCGCUCGACAAAGGGCAUUCUCUUCAUGGGCAGGAUCAACAACCCCACACUCCGGUAAAACUACUUGAGUGUACAGCGGUCUCAUUUUCACGUUGCUUUUAGAUUUUUGCAGCUAUGACGGUGGUUUCACUUGGAAACCAUUGCCACAGAA
Molecule: messenger RNA, 1340 nt
Organism: Nematolebias whitei (Rio pearlfish)
Lineage: Eukaryota; Metazoa; Chordata; Actinopteri; Cyprinodontiformes; Rivulidae
Product: alpha-1-antitrypsin homolog
Exons: 5
Coding region: 33-1247 (404 amino acids)
Biological process (GO): negative regulation of endopeptidase activity
Molecular function (GO): serine-type endopeptidase inhibitor activity
Source: RefSeq, a predicted model, not a curated record